Messenger RNA from Cucumis sativus (cucumber), 1895 nucleotides. RefSeq names its product protein DETOXIFICATION 40. The record is from RefSeq and is a predicted model, not a curated record. The transcript has 7 exons. The coding region runs from base 205 to 1758 and encodes 517 amino acids. Gene Ontology annotation, biological process: xenobiotic detoxification by transmembrane export across the plasma membrane. Gene Ontology annotation, molecular function: xenobiotic transmembrane transporter activity; antiporter activity. Gene Ontology annotation, cellular component: membrane. NCBI's taxonomy places the organism in Eukaryota, Viridiplantae, Streptophyta, Magnoliopsida, Cucurbitales, Cucurbitaceae.
GACACUUACCCUUUUCAAAAACUUUACACUAAACUUUAGCAUUUUGAAAUACUUCACUCUCUCGUACCAAUGGCUCACAUUCAUCCAUAUCGUACUGUAGUCUCUCCGGUCCUUUUUUCCUAUCAAGGAAUGGGAGCUACAAAUUCCUAAUCGUAAGGGAAACCUCUCUUCGUCUUCUUCUUUUUUUUUUUUUAGGAUUCAAAGAUGGGUUCUAUCUCCGAAGACGACAUUCAUCAACCGUUGCUGUUUUCGUCGGCGGCAUUAUUGUCGUCUCAGUCACUGCUUUCUAACCACCAUAAAACUAGCGAUGAACUGGAGAAAGUAUUAUCCGAUACCCAAUUGAGUGUCCUCCGACGUUACUCUCUUGCUUCUUGGAUCGAAAUGAAACUCAUGUUCUACUUAGCAGCUCCGGCCGUUUUUGUUUACGUGAUUAACUACCUCAUGUCUAUGUCCACUCAAAUCUUUUCCGGCCACCUCGGAAACCUCGAACUCGCCGCUUCCUCUCUCGGUAACAAUGGCAUUCAACUCUUCGCCUAUGGUCUCAUGUUAGGGAUGGGAAGUGCGGUGGAAACUCUAUGCGGGCAGGCAUACGGAGCACAGAAAUACCAUAUGCUCGGCAUUUAUUUACAGAGAUCAAUCAUAUUAUUGACACUAACAGGGUUUGCAAUAACAACUAUUUACAUAUUUUGCAAACCCAUCUUGAUAUUUUUGGGAGAAUCGAAGGAAAUAGCUUCGGCAGCGGAAGUAUUUGUGUACGGAUUGUUACCUCAAAUUUUCGCAUACGCAGUAAACUUCCCAAUACAGAAGUUUCUUCAAGCACAGAGCAUAGUGUUUCCGAGUGCUUACAUAUCAGCAGGGACGCUGGUGAUUCACGUGCUGCUCAGUUGGUUGGCUGCUUAUAAAAUGGGACUGGGGUUGUUGGGAGUGGCAUUGGUAUUGAGCUUGUCGUGGUGGAUAAUAGUGAUGGGUCAAUUUUUGUAUAUAAUUAAGAGUGAUAAAUGUAAAGAAACAUGGAGAGGAUUCAGUUGGAAGGCGUUUACAGGGUUGCCGGGAUUCUUCAAGUUGUCGGCAGCGUCGGCAGUGAUGCUGUGUUUGGAGACUUGGUAUUUUCAGAUUCUGGUAUUGCUUGCCGGAUUGCUCGAGAAUCCUGAGCUUGCUCUUGAUUCCCUUUCCAUUUGCACCACUAUCAGUGGAUGGGGUCUCAUGAUUUCAAUAGGCUUCAACGCUGCUGCAAGUGUGAGAGUGAGCAACGAACUUGGAAGUGGACAUCCAAAAUCAGCAGCAUUUUCUGUGGUGAUGGUGAAUUUAAUCGCCUUCAUUAUUUCUGUAAUUUGUGCUAUACUCGCACUAGCACUUCGCGAUGUCAUUAGUUAUGCCUUUACCGAUGGCCCUAUUGUAGCCGAAGCCGUCUCCGAUCUCUGCCCACUUCUUGCUCUCACCCUCCUUCUCAAUGGAGUCCAACCUGUGUUAUCUGGAGUGGCGGUGGGGUGCGGUUGGCAAGCUUUCGUUGCAUAUGUAAACAUCGGUUGUUAUUAUGUGGUGGGCGUGCCCUUGGGUGCCCUCCUUGGUUUCUAUUUCAAUUUUGGUGCUAAGGGUCUAUGGUUGGGGAUGAUUGGUGGAACUGCUGCCCAGUCCUUCAUUUUGUCAUGGGUCGUACUUCGAACCGAUUGGAAUAAAGAGGUGGAAGAAGCAGCAAAAAGAUUAAACAAAUGGGAAGAUGAGAAGAACCAAAUUGUUUUAAAGGAGCAACUCUUUUAAUUUAUUUCAUUGCAAAUAUGAAUUCUUGGUAUGUAAAUUCAACUGCUCUCAUUAGUUGAUUAAACUUGGGACUAUUUUUCAUGGAGAUUCUGUGUACCUUUUCGAGAAUACAUCUAGUUUAGUCUCUUGGUUUUUCU